This is a messenger RNA of Eucalyptus grandis, 1431 nucleotides long. RefSeq lists its product as uncharacterized. Lineage: Eukaryota; Viridiplantae; Streptophyta; Magnoliopsida; Myrtales; Myrtaceae. Bases 1 to 1431 code for a protein of 476 amino acids. The record is from RefSeq and is a predicted model, not a curated record. Gene Ontology annotation, molecular function: protein binding. The transcript has 2 exons.
AUGGCCUUCAACAUAAGUUUCUCCACUUCCGCCGCUCCCCGCCGCGCCCCACCAAGGACCCUCGAUCGGAGAUCCCGCCAUGGACGCCCACGCGCCGCCGCCCCCUCCUGCCCGGGCUCCCUCGACUCCUCCCCUCGCUCCCGCGAGAUCGACCUCGACCCCGGCCUCUCCUUCGACGAGCCCCCCGCCGCCGCCAAGGUCAAGCUCCUCUGCAGCUACGGCGGCAGGAUCCAGCCCCGCCCCCACGACCACCACCUCGCCUACGCCGGCGGCGACACCAAGCUCCUCUCCGUCGACCGCUCCGUCCGCUUCCCCGCCCUCGUCGCCAAGCUCGCCUCCCUCACCGGCGCGCCCGAGUUCUGCCUCAAGUACCAGCUCCCCGGGGAGGACCUCGACGCGCUCGUCUCCGUGGUCAACGAAGAGGACCUGGAGCACAUGCUGCUCGAGCACGACCGGCUGUGCUGCGCCUCCGCGAAGCCCGCGAGGCUGAGGCUCUUCCUCUUCGCGCCGCAGAGCUCCAGGUCUCUGAGCUCGGGCUCCGGCGACCCGAAGUCGGAGCGCCACUGGCUCGGGGACGCGUUGGACUCGGCGCAUGCGGUGAAUUUCGAGGCAGCGAACCCGGAUUAUCUGUUCGGCUUCGACAAGGGUUUCUCGGUGGCGCCGCCUCUGCCGCCGGUGAAUUUGCAGGAUUUUGUGCAUGUGCCGGUCGUGGCCGAGUAUGGGUUGGAGGAUCGGCGCGUCACUGGGGAGCAGGUUCCGCCGGCGGCGACGGCGGCCGAAAUUCAGCAACAGAUUCAGGCGUUGGAGAGAGCGCAAAUUUCCGAUCAGCAACAAGAGGCCGUUACAAAUGCAUGUGGCGACGGAGUCAAUCCUGGCGUUGGCACCGGUGAGUACCUUGCUGCUCCGGUAAAACCAGAGAAACUGGCGACUCCGGCACCGGCUGCGGCUCAGGUGGGCGCGCCGGUGCAAAUACCGGCGGCGGCGGCGCCGUACUUGCCGGAGCGGCCCGUGACGGGCGGAGGUUUGCCAUUAAUGGUGAACGGGGGCCAACCAGCGUACUACAUUCCCGCUCCGGGCGGUGGUGGCUACCUCACCGCCGUUCAACCGGUCACCGGACCGAUAGGUCAGGGCUACUAUGGAGUGCAGAGGAUGGGGCCAGAGCUUUACCGGGAACAGGCGCUUUAUAAUGCGGUCCCACAUCAGCAAGCCAAGGUCGGUGCUUAUGGUGAGGGGAUUCAGCUGAUGCAGCAGCCCGUCACGAUGGCCGACGCCGGUUUCCAGCAGGUGGUUUACUAUACGACAGCCGGAGGGAUGGUCCCGGCUUAUCAAGCGGCGGCGACGGCGUCGACUGUCAACGGGAUGCAAAGUGGCGGCGCGUUGACUCAGGAUGGUAAAGUUGUUGGUCAGAUACCACAAACGACUGCGGUGUGA